Bemisia tabaci is the source of this 2413-nucleotide messenger RNA. RefSeq lists its product as uncharacterized. Gene Ontology annotation, molecular function: protein binding. NCBI's taxonomy places the organism in Eukaryota, Metazoa, Arthropoda, Insecta, Hemiptera, Aleyrodidae. The record is from RefSeq and is a predicted model, not a curated record.
GAACCAGGAGUGAGAUAACUUUGAAUACAUAGGCUGCAAACCUUCCGUUGAAACUUUCAGUACAAUCCAACCGUUGAAGCCUGAUGUUCAUGCAGCGUUAUUUUAGGGUUUAAAAUUUUCAUACUCACUCUCUAUACUUGUUUUUGAUGCCGUUGAAUAUCUUGAUGUCAUUUACCCAGCUCAUGAAUGCAAUAAAUCGUACUAGAAAUUGAUAGAAUAGGUGUCGAACAGUUGAUAACAUUGUAUAAAUUGACCUUAAAACUCGUACUAUUCUACAAAAAUUAUGGCUUACUAUGAAAUGGAUGUCCACACUGCUUGCGCUAUGAAUCAAUCAGACGUUGUUAUGAGAUUACUAAACAGAGAUGGAUUAAUUAUGGGCUCAAAAGAAAAUUCUAAAGGGUAUACGCCGCUGAUGUAUGCAUGCUGUUAUGGACACGAAGAUAUUGUGAAGCUUCUAAUUGAUAUGAAAGUUCCCAUCCAGUAUCAAAGCAAAAAAUGUCAUGGUAGAACUGCUUUAAUGGUGGCUGCUAACCUGGAAAACUUGACUAUAUUGAAUAUGGUUUGUAAGGAUUUUGUGGUAAACAUUCAAGAUAUGAAUGGUUGGACCGCUCUCCAUCAUGCAGUCUCAGCAGGACAAUUACACGCUGCAAAAUUUUUGAUUUCGAAGGGUAUUGAUAUUGAUGCGAGAACUUGCAAUGGCAUGACAGCUCUGAUGAUGAGUGCUGAAGAUGGAAUGACAGUGAUUGCUGAUUUACUUCUGACGAAUGGAGCAGAUCCUCACAUUGUUAAUAAUAAUAAUGAAACGGCAUACACCAUAGCAUACAACCGUAAUCAAGCUGGGAUUCUCCAGUUACUUCAGAGUGAUCCAUCUCAAGAUCUUUUGGCACUUCUGACGGUGUUGCAACUUGAUAAAUAUUGGCCGGUAUUUAAAAAGCACAAUAUUGAUUUUCAUCAAUUUAUGACAUUGACUGAAGAUCACCUCAAAAACAUUGGGAUCAUACCUUUAGGACACCGGAGAAAAUUGGCACUAGCAAUCUUCGAACUGAAUCACAACAUGGAGGCGCUUUGCAACAAGUUUGCUCUUCCCUGUCAAUAAUUUUUUAGCUUUUUUUCAAGCAGGCAUAUUUAAAGAAAGAAUUAAUUAUAAAAUAAUUUUUAAAAAUGUCUGUAAAAAUUAUAAUUCUACAUGUUUUUAAUAAUGCUUCGAUGUUUGGAAAGGCUGUACUACUUUCUGUGAUGAUUUAUUUUGGGGUUUGAUAUUUUUAAGCAUCUCGAAAUAUUCAUGGUGCAUAAUUGUUAAAAUGAAAUAACUUAUUUUGAUAUUGAUAUAUUUUAGAGCUUAGAUAUUUAUUAAUGAUUGGUGUCUCUGUACAUAUUGCUAAUUUUACACGAGCAUAAUCGAUAGAUAACUGGCUGCUUGAUUUUACGUAGCAAUAGGUAAUUUUAAAUCCUGAAUAUCUCAAGGAAAAGUGGUUAAAAAGUGUUCGAUUGAAACCCAUACUUUGACUGAUAUUUUUGAUUCCGUAUUAUGAUAAUACUAGACUGUAAGAUUGAUAGAAUUUUGAAUGAUAUAUUUAUUGAAGGACACUAUUUGAGAUGUAAGAAAGAUGCUUGCAACUUUGGUUUCUGACAUAUUUUACGCAUGAUUUUUUGAGAUUAAAAACUUUAGAAGUUGAUAAUUUGAAGCUUCUUGGUCUUUAAAGAACAUCAAGGCUAAAACUCAAGACCUCUCAAGAUGAGACUAGGAAACAAAUUUAACGGCGCUUCUGAGAGUUUACUAUCAGCAGCCAAGAUUUGAGAGGGUCUGUUAUCGCAAUAGACGAUUUUUAAACUUAUUUUAUCCGGUCGAACUUUCCUUCUGAGUGUUCUUAAUUGUAAUUUCAAAAAAAGGUAUUUAUCUGUGUAUUAAAGUAAGGUGUUCAUUAGGUUUAAAAAUGAUACAGUAUUUCUAAUGAAAUUUUAGCUUCUGUUAUACAUUGUACUGAAUUAGCAUAAAAAAAUUGCCAAAAAAUAAAAAUCUAGAGAAAAAGAUAAUAAUGCUACGAAAAAAAGAAAAAAAAAUUUGAGAUAAUUUCCUGUUAAAUAAGUAAAAGAUGUUAGGUGUAAGUUUUAAGAAAAAUGUAGAAAAAGAUUUGCUAAUUAGAAUUUAGUUUUAGGUUAAGUAAUAUUUGUGUGUGUUUUAUUAGAUUUUAUCCCUGAAGUUUUUUAAUUAAAACACUAGAAGAAAAGCUUCAGCUACGUAAUAAGCAACUUCAAAAUGAAGUAAAUUGAAAGAAAAAAUGUAAUUGCUGGGACAGCAAAAAAAAAAAGAGUGUGUAUGCCUGAAUAUUAUUAUUUAAGCUCCAAAAUUGUCUCAAAAAUUAAAGAUUUAGGUAUCCUGAGAACAGCUAAAUAAACUCAUUUAGAAAUUUGA